GCUCGCUGACCUCCAGGAAGAUGACCAGCCCGUGGACCCUCACCCUCCUUUCUGCCUUGCUGGCAGCCACCUUGGUUGGAGCCACCCUCAACCCUCCGGCAGUUCUCAGCCUCAGCUCUGACGUCAUCAAAGAAAGGCUGGCACAGCAGCUGAGGGAUCACAACGCUGUCGACAUUCUCCAUCAGCUGCCACUGCUCAGCGCCAUGCAGGAUGAGCCAGCCGGGGGCAUCCCCAUAUUUGGCAGCCUGAUCAGCUCUGUCCUGAAGUAUAUCGUCUGGAUGAAAGUCACUUCGGCUAAUAUCCUCCAGCUGCAGGUGCAACCCUCCGCUUACAGCCAGGAGUUAGUGGUCAAGAUCCCCCUGGACAUGGUAGCCGGCUUCAACACGCCGCUGGUCAAGACCAUGGUGGAGAUGCACAUGGAGUCAGAGGUUGAGGCCACCAUCCGAGUGGAGACCAGGGACAGGGUCUACACCAGCCUUGUCCUCAGCGACUGCUCCAAUAGCCGCGGGAGCCUGCGCAUCAGCCUGCUGCGCAAACUCUCUUUCCUGGUCAACUCCUUAGCAGAAAAGGUUACGAACCUUCUGAUGCCAGCUCUGCCCAAAUUGGUUAAAAGCCAGCUGUGUCCUGUGAUCAAGGAAGCCUUUGAGGACAUGUGUGCCCAUCUGCUGGGCCUGGUGAAGGCACCUGUUUCCCUUGAGUCUGACCACUUAGAGUUUGACGUUCUGUCUCCUGCCAUCAAUGGUAACCGUGUCCAGCUCAACCUGCAGGCCAAGUUGUUGGACUCUCAGGGGAAAGUGACCAAACAGUUCAAUGAGUCUGCGCUUUCACUGACAAUGCCUACCUUGGACAACACCCCUUUCAGCCUCACUGUGAGGCAAGAUGUGGUGAAUGCUGCAGUAGCUGCCAUAUUUCCUCCAGAAAAACUCAUGGUCCUGUUAGACUAUGUGCUUCCUGAGUUGGCUCGCCGGCUGAAGUCAGACAUCAAGGUGAUCAGUGUAAAGGCUGCGAAUCAGCUGGAGCACACACAGAUCGUGAAGGUCUUAACUCAGGCAGCCCCAGAGCUCUUUCUGGACCAGGGCAGGGCCAAGGUGGCCCAACUGAUCGUGCUGGAAGUGUUCCCCACCAACGAAGCCCACCGCCCACUCUUCACCCUGGGCAUCGAAGCCAGCUCAGAAGCUCAGUUUUUCAUGGAAGGUGAUCAACUGAUGCUCAACUUGAAUGAUAUCAGCUCUGAUCGGAUCCACCUGAUGAACUCUGGCAUUGGCCUGUUCAACCCUGAACUUCUGAAAGACAUCAUCACUGAGAUCCUCGUCUCUGUCCUGCUGCCAAAUGAGAAUGGCAAAUUAAGAGCUGGGAUCCAGGUGUCAAUGGCGAAAGCCUUGGAAUUUGAGGCAGCAUCUUCCUCCCUGACCAAGGAUGCCCUUGUGAUCACCUCGGCCUAGUUGUAGAGCCCCGGACUGCUGUCCUCUCCCAGUGAGGAAUGGAGGCGACCGUCCAGGACAGGCUGGCUCCUAGUGAGAUGUGUGAAUCAGC
Molecule: messenger RNA, 1533 nt
Organism: Talpa occidentalis (Iberian mole)
Lineage: Eukaryota; Metazoa; Chordata; Mammalia; Eulipotyphla; Talpidae
Gene: BPIFB1
Product: BPI fold containing family B member 1
Exons: 15
Coding region: 21-1442 (473 amino acids)
Molecular function (GO): lipid binding
Source: RefSeq, a predicted model, not a curated record